This is a messenger RNA of Limulus polyphemus (Atlantic horseshoe crab), 3111 nucleotides long. RefSeq lists its product as uncharacterized. The transcript is spliced from 4 exons. The record is from RefSeq and is a predicted model, not a curated record. NCBI's taxonomy places the organism in Eukaryota, Metazoa, Arthropoda, Merostomata, Xiphosura, Limulidae. The coding region runs from base 845 to 2320 and encodes 491 amino acids.
GUGUAAGCACAUGGUCGUGUAUAAAGUGUGGUUUCUCGUGAAGAGCAUUUAACCGAUCCACGAACUAGUAACGAAGUUCCAGAAAAGUAGUCUGUAGGAAAGUUUAUCGUAAUGAAGAAACUUUGAAUGAACAAAUGAAGGUCGGGAUAUGUUUCAGGAAUUACUUUUCAUUCCGAGAAAAUCGUAUAAAUCCACGAACCGAUAACUGUGUCGUUCAGAAAUACCCUUCAGUGUCAUGCUUCAAUGCUGCUUCAGGAAGGUUACACCCUCCCCAGACGAGUGUAGUCGCAGUCGUACGCCAGCAGAGCAGUGCUCGAGAAUUUGGCUCAGGGUAAUACCCUACCUUUUCUUAACAGUGCGGGAACUUUCUUGAUUCUAGGUCUAUCUUGAGUGUCCCAUCGCUUCAAGCUAGUCUUAUCUUGGAUGCAACAGUCGGAGUACUCUUCGAAAUAGUAAGUCGCACCGGAACGAGAGUGCCGAGCAAACAGGUAGCACCGGUCCGGCCACAAAAGGUGUGGCUGUAAGAAAGAAGUUUUGUUCCGUGGUGCUUCACCAAUAUGUAUGUUCAGUUUCAAGGAAUAAGACCAAUAAUUUGUGGUGUUAAAGAGGUUAGAAAUACACCACUAACAUUUGGAAAGUCGUUGAAAAAGGGGUAAGGAGUUGUUUUAGUGUCGCUUGCAUGAAAAAACAAAAAACUGUAGAAAUUAUAGUUGUGGCGCCCGACAUCAGAGACAGGGAAUAUCUCUUUCCCCCUAAAAUAAACCGAAACACAUAAAACCCUAACAGUAGUGUACAACUGAAGAAUGUUGUAUCUGUAGGUAGGUUACCUGUACUUCCACGAGUCAUGGUUCGAAGUACGCCAACAAUAGACGGCCAACAAAGCAAUGAAACGUUUGCCCCUACCCUAGGCAUCGAUCAAAGAGGAAGCAGCGGAAGACUGGUAAACGGUAACAAUAUGACACAACAUAGAAGUCGGCGGGACAAUCCGCCAGUGGAUGGAUACACUUAUGUCGAUACUAACCCUAAUCCAAAUGUUUUACCGGAUAUACUUAACUCUCAUCUUCCACCACCUUAUUCCACGCUCCCCCCUCCUUCCAUUAGACGUUUACCACCCCCUACCCAUCCUCCGCCACCACCCCCAAUACUUCAUGGACCCCUUGUUCACGCACCCCCUGGGUCUUUGGCUGGAAGCUAUCCACAUUUACCCAUGGGACGAUCCGUACGAGGAGGAAGGGGCGGAUUUGGUCCCUUCCCUCCACGAGGACGAAAUAGAUCCUUAAUAAUAGGAACCACUUGCACCGCCCCAGCAGCCUCCGAGGGUGAUGAACCCAAACAUUGUUGUGGUGUGAUGGUUACUCAAACUGUCAGCAUCCGCUGGUUUAUUGUGAUGAUAGCAUUCGUAGGCCUUUGUUGUGCUAUUGUUGGAACAGUUCUGGGCGCGCUCAAGGCAACAGGACGAGAACACUUAACAGUAUCAUUGUUAAUAAUAGGUGUCGGGAUUGUACUGAUCACAGUUAGUGGAAUCGCCUGGAAACUUACCUCCCAUGACGCUCCCUCCUGUCGAGCCAUGCUAGGUUUACAGUCAGACAAUCCAGAACCCAACAGAAGGUUUGUGCCACGAGUGACCCCUUACGGACGACCCCAUCAUCCGUAUGGAGCUAUGAUGUAUCCUGAGUUCCAACAGCGUCCUCCGCCUCCUUCCUACCAGGCUUCCAUGCAAGAAUAUCGCCUUAGACUACUUUUACUAGAUCGUCAACAGGUGGCAGCACCAUCGCUGAUUUCCCCUCCUCCAACAUAUCGCUCAAACCCAAGUAGUACGUUACAGAGGCAUCCCCUCAGCGUGGUCGAACGUGAUCACAGUGGACCUCCUAGUUAUCGGUCACGUGCCAGUUCUGGAAUGGCUCUGCGAACAAGUUCAGACACUCGGGAGUCUCGUAGAAGUGGUGCUACUCACGAGAAUAGUGUUGCACGAGCUGACGCUAGUCAUAGCCGUAACCCGUCGUUAACCCCAAGUUUUCUAUCUCAAGAAUCUCUGUUUGUGGACUCGAAUCACUCCCGUCCGACGGAGCUUAUUCAGCAUGCUCAAUUCAGGGCCCCUAGCGGCGACAACAGGAACUAUGAAACAGGAGCAACGUGUGGUGAACACAAUGUGCGAAAGAACCCUGAUAUCAACAGGGUGACCAUUCUUCAGACUAUAGACUCUUCACAAGUACUCACGCAAGAUACCGUGGUGGUUUCCGUGAAUGGACAAAGUGUUGGGUCACCGGUAUCGUCAUCUAGUGUCAACCAAGGAGAAGUGCAAAUAUUAGCGCACGUAUAACACCAGGUGGCAGUAAACAACCUCAGGUUACAUUAUUUUUCACUGCUAUUAUAAUUGUAGAACAAUCAAUAAAAAAAAGAUGGGUUUUUUUUUCUAAUUGAAAUAAAAACAUACACGAAACGUUGAUUCAAUGUAACGAAGAAUAUGUGCUUACAGAGUGCUUUUUUUUUGCUGUUAAAAUAUAGAUUUCAAUGAUAAAAUAUUUUUGAAACGUGUAUGUAUUUAAAGUUAUAGUACUAAUAAUAAUGUAUUGAAUACAUUCGUCUCGCCAACUGUCGUUCUUACCAGUAUCUUGUAUAAAUGUAUAAAUACCUGUAAGAUAAUUCAUUUUAAGUGUUCCAAUUACUGGUAAUAUUGCUUCAGGUAUAAAAUUUAGGUUCUGGAGAGUACUUUUAUUUAUUUUGUAAUUUACUUAUUUGUAAACUGUUAAAUUUUGCUAGACGAAACAAAAAAUACAAGUGCUUACAGCUCAGUUUUGUUGUUAUUGUUUUGUUUAUUUGUAAUGACAGAAAAAUUCACACUUGGCAAGUGAACGUACUUUUUUUUUAGCGUUUUUUUAUCAUUUAUGUUUUAAAAAACUGUCUUAAAGUAAAUGAGUUUAAAUAAUUCAGCUGUUUUUGAUUUAAUCCACUCGCGGUGUAAUUAACAGAAUCAAAUAAAUCUUGUUUCUAAGGGAAACUUCAGAAUUAAAACCAAGCGGUUGUAAAACGUGACAUAUUUUACUUGUUAAAGUCAAUAGCAAAUAUCGCUACAAAGAAAACAAAACUUUACGUUGUGAAAUAAGGAAGAGA